AUGGAUCUGCAGAGCGCCUGUCGCAUGCUGCUGUUCCCGGUGCAGAUGUUCUACUAUCUGGUGAAGGCGAGUUUGUCCUUUCUGUGGCCGAGCAGUAAGAAGAAGGACCUGGGCAAGGAGGUGGUGUUGAUCACCGGGGGGGGCCGCGGCAUCGGACGUCAUCUGGCCAAAGAGUUCGCCAAGCAGGGAGCCAGGAAGGUGAUCUUAUGGGGCCGGACGGAAAAGUGCCUCAAAGAAACGAGUGAAGAGAUCUCUCUCUCAGGAACCGAGUGCCAUUACUUCCUGUGUGACGUGGCCAACCGGGAGGAGGUCUACAAGCAGGCCAAGGUGGUCCGAGAAAAGGUGGGAGAUGUUACGAUGUUAGUGAACAACGCAGCUGUGGUCCACGGCAAGAGUCUGAUGGACAGCGACGACGACGCCCUCCUGAAAUCCCAACACAUCAACACCUUGGGACAGUUCUGGACUACAAAGGCCUUCCUGCCUCGGAUGCUGGAGCUGCAGCACGGCCAUGUGGUCUGCAUCAACUCCAUUCUGUCCCAGUCGCCCAUUCCUGGGGCCAUCGACUACUGCACCUCCAAGGCCUCGUCGCUGGCCUUCAUGGAGAGCCUGACGCUGGGCCUGCUGGACUGCCCCGGUGUGGGCUGCACCACGGUGCUUCCCUUCCACACUAACACAGAGAUGUUCCAAGGAAUGAGAGUCAGGUUCCCUCAGCUCUUUCCUCCUCUCAAACCGGAGGUGGUUGCCCAGAGGACUGUGGAAGCGGUCAGAGCUGACAAGGCCUUCCUCUACCUGCCCUGGACCAUGCACGCUCUCGUCCUUCUAAAAAGCUUCAUGCCACAAGUUGCACUGGAAGAAAUCCACAGGUUUUCUGGGAGUUAUACCUGCAUGAACACAUUCAAAGGGAGGACAUGAACCCGGACUCCACAGAAUGUGAGGGUGACCUCGACGUCUCUGGGGCACAAUGAAAGGAAUAUGGACCUAAAGACAUCUGGUGGUGCAGGAGGCCCCAUAAUAGUGUGAAGAGAAAAUACUUAGGGGACGUUCACAAGGGGUUUCCCUCCUGCAGGUAGAAUUAAUCGAUAAACUGCAGGAUACCCUCUGGUCCCAUUGCAUAAGUGUGAGUGCAUAUCUGUAUAGUAUGGAGGACUGAACUCCAUUCUCACAUUGAACAGAAGCCAUGCUUAGGUGUGUACCAGUAGUUAUUCUGGGAGAUUUUGUGACACUCUUAGUCUGUUUU
Limanda limanda (common dab) is the source of this 1237-nucleotide messenger RNA. RefSeq names its product dehydrogenase/reductase (SDR family) member 3b (gene dhrs3b). The transcript has 6 exons. Lineage: Eukaryota; Metazoa; Chordata; Actinopteri; Pleuronectiformes; Pleuronectidae. Gene Ontology annotation, molecular function: oxidoreductase activity, acting on the CH-OH group of donors, NAD or NADP as acceptor. Gene Ontology annotation, cellular component: lipid droplet. The coding region runs from base 1 to 912 and encodes 303 amino acids. The record is from RefSeq and is a predicted model, not a curated record.